AAAGCUGGAGAGCGGUGUACAGCUAGCGCGUAUUGACGAUAGAUAGUCCGCGCUAGCAAACUAGCAAGUAGGAAGACGGCAAGAGACACAAUUCCCUAGAAACCGCCCAAAAGCUUCCUGCAAUCCGGCGGCUUUGGCGUUGAACUCCCUUCCUUGCCUUGUUUGAUUAGCAGUAUCGGCUGCCAAAGAUUUCUCUUCUUUAUUUUUCUCGGUUCGGAAGGUGCAGCGCAGGGGAGGGAAAUAAAUCGCUCCGGCGAGAUUCCUGUGGAGAUGAGUUAGGUGCGAGGACCACUCAUAAAUUCCGCCCUGCCCGUUCUUUCAGAUCUGCUCCGUGCUGUGCAUCUGCUGCUGCCUUGCGUUUCUGUUCUGGUCACCCAUGCGUCGUCGCCGGAGCCCAAUCUCGCCGCUCGGAGUUUCUUGACCUGGUCGGAGUUUCCAUUUCCCCGGUGGUCAACUUGUUCCUCUCAAAGGUUGAAUUCUUUCACCCCGAGGAUUUCGUCAUUUCGUGUCGACUCGCGCUGAUUUGAUUUUUCCUUUUUCUGGAGCAGUCCACCGCUUCCAGUGGAGACAGAAGCGUGUUCUUGAAGCAGAGCUCAAUUCCUGCUUGAAAAUCCCUCCCUUUCCCCUUUUCCCUUGGUUUCUUUGCUCUCGCUCGCCUUUGCCGCGAUUUGCUUGCUCCACAGUCCACAGUCCUCCGUUCUUGUCCCGCCUGAAUCUCCCCUCGAGCGGCAGCUUUGCUUGCGGCUUCUUCCCACACUCGUUUCCCCGUCUCGGAUUUCAUUCCCCAAUGGGCAACGCGUUCGCGUGCAUGCCGCGCAAGGAGCAGCGGGGCGCGGCCGUGGUGUCGCGCAGCAAGCGGAUGGGGAGCGCGCGGUCGGCGCGCGGCGGGCCCAAGCUCACGCCCGCGGAGGAGGAGCUCCUGCACCGCCAGGCGCUGGCCAUGGCCAUCCACCAGCACCUCGACGCCGGCGGCUCUAUGUCGCGCCGCAUCGACGCCGGGGCCUCCCUGUCCCGACGCAUGGCCCCCGGCUCAACCAGCUCCCGCCGCCGCGGCGACCUGCCGGACUCCGUCACGAAUGCCAAGCCCGCCCCAAUUGUCCUGGAGAAUUUAGAAACAAAGAAAAUAGUCCUUGUUCAUGGAGAAGGAUUUGGUGCUUGGUGCUGGUACAAGACCAUCUCACACCUGGAGGAAGCUGGUCUAGAUCCUGUUGCCUUAGAUCUCACAGGUUCUGGCAUAGACCAUACUGAUACAAACAGCAUAGCUACAUUAGCAGAUUACUCCAAGCCAUUAAUUGAUUACCUUGAAAAACUUCCUGAAGAUGAGAAGGUCAUUUUGGUCGGCCAUAGUUGCGGAGGUGCAAGUGUGUCAUAUGCAUUGGAGCAGUACCCCAAAAAGAUAUCAAAGGCGGUGUUUCUUACAGCUACGAUGGUAAAGGAUGGCCAGCGGCCCUUUGACGUGUUCUCUGAGGAACUCCGGUCAGCAGAUGUCUUCUUGCAAGAAUCACAGUUUUUAGUUUAUGGAAAUGGAAAGGACAAGCCUCCCACUGGGCUGAUGUUCGAUAAACAGCAGAUCAAGGGGCUCUAUUUCAACCAAACACCUUCCAAGGAUAUGGCGCUAGCGGCGGUGUCCAUGAGGCCUAUCCCUCUAGCCCCAAUCAUGGAGAAGCUCUCCCUCACCCCAGAGAACUACGGCACCGUCCGCCGCUACUUCAUCCAGACGCUCGAUGACCACAUGCUGUCGCCAGAUGCCCAGGAGAAGCUGGUCCGCGAGAACCCUCCUGACGGCAUCUUCAAGAUCAAGGGCGGCGACCACUGUCCCUUCUUCUCGAAGCCGCAGUCCCUCAACAAGAUCCUGCUGGAGAUCGCACAGAUCCAAUCCUCCGUGGGGCUGCUCCCAGGCAAGGCGAGCGCGGAGGAGACCACCGCUGCCACAGCAGCAGCGGCAGCUAAGUCAUGACUGCAUGUAUGUAGUGUACAUGAAAAGAAAAAUGAGUAGCACAUAGGAGGAUGCAAAAGGGAGGGAGGAAGGUCUGGGGAUUAACUGAAAGCAGCUGUGUCGGAUAAUAAUGUAGGGAGGUCAAAGUGUUUGUUUUUUUUUCCUUCUGCCAUCAGAUCAGAUCAUAUAGAGAAUGAGAGGUGGUAAUCAGAUAGUUGCAUUUCUUUUUUUACCCUGUGAAUGAAUGAAUGAGAUAUGAAGUUGAAGUCUGUCUGUGAUGUGUGCCCUGCUUGAACAGUGAGCAAUGUCAAUGCAGAUAGCACUUGUGGUGAUGCUUAAUUCACCAACAAUUAUUGUUAAUUUGAUGGUAAUCC
Messenger RNA from Sorghum bicolor (sorghum), 2310 nucleotides. RefSeq names its product putative methylesterase 14, chloroplastic. The record is from RefSeq and is a predicted model, not a curated record. The transcript is spliced from 5 exons. Bases 788 to 1957 code for a protein of 389 amino acids. Gene Ontology annotation, molecular function: methyl jasmonate esterase activity; methyl indole-3-acetate esterase activity; methyl salicylate esterase activity. Lineage: Eukaryota; Viridiplantae; Streptophyta; Magnoliopsida; Poales; Poaceae. Gene Ontology annotation, biological process: jasmonic acid metabolic process; salicylic acid metabolic process.